GAGAGAAGAGAGCGUCUCAGAGACACAUGAGCAUGAGGAGGUUUUUCAGAACUCAGCGGGACGAAGACUUCGGUCAGAUCCAGUAUCUGACGGCCAAGUGCACACGCCUGGCUCAUGACAAAGCAGUCCUCGACCGGGAGUUCCUGGUGUCCAGAGAGAGGGAGAGGAGGCUGCAGAACGACCUGGAGGCUGUGACGACUCGACUCCUCCACCAGGAGCAGCUGAACGUGGAGCUGAGGAUGAAGCACGACCAGCUCAGCGGCAGAAUCCACCAGCAGCAGGACCUGGUGCACUUGCUGCAGCAGCGUGUGGGCCUGCUGGUGGAGGAGAGCUCCCGGGACGCGGAGGUGCUGCGGCAGGUCGGCUCGGAGCUGCUGUGUCUGCAGAGCUCCGAGGUGAAGCUGGAGGGCCUGGUGGAGGAGCUCAACACCGAGGCACAGCACAAGGCCGCGGUGGCGGAGGGUCUCCGGGCGGAGCUGCACGGAGAGGCCCGGAACAGGGCCGCACAGACUGAGGGCCUCCAGGCGGAGCUGCACAGUAAGACGCUGGAGCUGGAGGAGCAACGAGACGUCAACACGACUCUGAGAGACGAGCUGAAGGAUCUGGACAGAGCUCAUCAGAAGCAGGUCCGAGAGCUGCAGCAGGAGAACGAGAGAAGUCUGAGGAAACUGCAGGAGACAGCGGAGCAGUUCGAGUGGCUGUGUCAGCAGCAGCGAUUCUGGAUGUGUUGUGUCAAGAGGUUAAAACAGUCUCUGAUGGAGGAGAGAGACGCUCUGCUGCAGCAGGUCAACACGCUGCAGAAGAAAAUUGAGAAACUGACCUCGAGGUCACACGGUGUCAGUCCCACACAGAGCCUGCGCUGCCCCCUACAGGACACUGAGACUCGCGAGGGCAGUGCAACAUCGUGGGAUGCAGACGAGGUGACUGACCUGGAGUCUCAGGUGGAGAAAUCAAACACGUUGUAUGAGGAGCUCUUUAACCAGGCAGGGAGUCCGAUCAACAGACACCAGAAACCUCCGUGAGGACUUGAGCCCGGACUCUUCUGUGUUUUCUCUUCCAAACGUCUGCAGACCAGGAGACGACGACUGGACGUUUGCCUGUGUGGUUUGCGAUGUAGAAUACUUCCCAUCAUUGUGUAAGAAUAAAAAACAGAC
Molecule: messenger RNA, 1154 nt
Organism: Paralichthys olivaceus (Japanese flounder)
Lineage: Eukaryota; Metazoa; Chordata; Actinopteri; Pleuronectiformes; Paralichthyidae
Product: hyaluronan-mediated motility receptor-like
Source: RefSeq, a predicted model, not a curated record